This is a messenger RNA of Schistosoma curassoni, 2821 nucleotides long. The record is from the annotation of a GenBank genome assembly. Lineage: Eukaryota; Metazoa; Platyhelminthes; Trematoda; Strigeidida; Schistosomatidae.
GUGCGUUACUAUAAGAAACCUUCACUCGAAUUGGAAUCUUAGUUACUCGUAACCAUGUUUUUGCAACGAGAUCUUGGGACAUCUGUCCCAAUGCGUUUGUAUACAAUGAAAAAGCGUUAUUUCGUUGUUGUCACAGUUGCAUUCUCCCUAAUUAUUGGAUGUUCUAUAAUUUUUGGUCUAGUCCCAAUGUUUCAAAUUCCGUUACUGUUUCCACUUUGAUUCGUCCAAGUAUAACUAGUUUAGAAUCUAGUGUAUGCGAGGUAGAUUCUCCAUCUCUUUCAGUUUUUCAUCGUGAGCUGUGGUUAUCUGCUAUAAUUAAUCGUGCGCCCUUAGAACAAAAUGCCAAAGUAUCAGUAAAUAUCAAUACGUCUAUUCAAGUACAGAUACCCCAUCUAGCUACUGCUGGGAGUAGAAUUGGAAUGUUUAAAUCAGAUCCAAAUUAUAAAACUUUUGUAUUCCAAAUGGGUCCAAUUCACAACCGGACUAUUCAAGUGAAUUGUCCCGAUACAAAAUGUGACGAACUAUUCCUAUUUCAUCUUAUUCCAGUUGAUUUCACCAUUUAUAAAUUCCAUGUAACAUUCUAUCAUGAAUUAAGUAAUAAUCAUUUAAAAUACGAAGAUUAUGAAGGCGAACAUUUAUUAUUUAAAAUAAUCAGUGUGGAUUUCAUUUUUCAAUAUUAUACUAUUGAAUUUACUUAUAUGGAAUUAGUAGUGAAGUUCAUACUUUUUGUUAUUUCAGAGGCAGUUACUAUUUGGUUUUAUAUUAAGAUGAAAAAAUUCAGUCUUAAUUAUUGGACAAUUGAACAGUGUUGUAUGGCUAUCUUAUUGCCUCUACUCAUACUUUAUAAUAAUCCUUUAUAUCCCCUUCAAUAUUUAACAACAAAUUGGUUUCCAUCAUGUCUUGGUUAUCUGUUUCAAAUCACAUUUGUCGCUGUAUUAUUAUUAGUUUGGUUAUGUAUAUUCCAUGGUAUACGAAUUUCGAAAAGGACGUUUCAAAAAUUUUAUCUACCGAAAAUCUGUUUGAUUAGCAUAUUCUGGUUAAUCAUAUUCUUAUUAAUUACUUGGAAAGUUUAUGUGGAACAUCACGAACCAGUGUUUGAUAUUCUAGAAUAUACGGAUCUUCUUAUCUUUACUGUGGUUUUUAUUAGUCUAUUUGGUUUUAUCUAUGUGGUACUAUUCACUGUGCUAUUCAUUCGAGCCUGUCAUAAAUUAAGAAAAUUACCAUAUUUUAACUUGCGUUUAUAUUUUCUAACAUUCCAAUCAAUAAUCUUCAUUAUCGUCUUAGGAUUUGCAUGUCUAUUACACUUUAAUGAGAGAUUAUUAUCUCAAUCCAUGAAUUAUGUCCGUAAUGUUAAGGGUAAUAUCAGUAAAAUGACUGUACAACAGCAGAAUUCUCAAAAUUACAUAGGAUUACAACAUCGAUUUAAUGAUAUACUCGGUUAUCAUUCAACACUUGAAUUCUCAUUGAUACAAUUCACUAUUAAUUCAUACAUAAUUCUAUUGGCAUUUGUUUACUCUCCACCAAAUAAUACACAAAUAGUGACUAAAUUGGAUAAUCGAAGUGAAUAGAUCAAAUGAAACCUCAUGAUAAAAUGAAUAUAUAUACCAAUUGAUGAGAUUACAGAUGUGUGAAAAUUGUAUGCGUGAUAUCGAGUGCAAAACGAGGAAAAUUAUUGGAGUACUUGAAGUACAGAUGAUAACUAGUGGACUUUAGUUAUCAGAUUCAGAUAGUGAUGCGUUCGAGAGUAGACAGCUUGUGAAAGUUCAUCAUAUAUCUUUACCGGUUUGUUGUCUUUCUGUGGACAUCAACUAAAGAUGGUUUACGCUGAAAUGGAUGUAAAGGAUAAUCCAUCAUUAUCAAUGAUAAAUGAUUCUGAUGAAGAUGUAAUUUAUGAAUCAGAUACUGAAACAAAGACAUUUUUAUUCUCCCAACGUAUACACUAACAAUGAUAAUGAUGUAACAUAUCUGUUUAUAUGUGAACAAUUCGUGUAUCCGAAUCAGCAGUGUAUUUCUAUGAUUAAUUCGUUUCGUGUUUGCAUUUAAAUAAACCAGUGGAAAUCAUGAAGGUGCUUCCUUUUUACACACACACACACACACCAUUGGAUUUUAUCAUGCGGAUUUCAUAUAGGUUGUUUUUUUAGAUCUUCACUUAAAAUUCCCCGGCCAUUUUUCCUUGUUUUUAACUAAAUCAUUCAUUGUAUAUGCAUGUUUGUGUGUGUGUGCUAUGAUGUGGUGUAUUUAAAGCGUUCACCUUCCAAUCAUUACUUUACAGUUUCCAACUCUUCCAAAUCUGUAAAAUGUACACUAUCGGUUAACGAUCACAAUCCACUAGAUCAAACGAAAUCUAUUAUUAGAUUAAAACCUUGACUGCAUUAACAGAGCUCCAAUUUGAUUAUUGAAUUAUAAUAUUCAUGUAAGAAUAUCCCUACAUUAUUAUUAUUAUUGUUUGUACAUAUUAUCUAUGGCUGUUGUUUGUUUUUGUUUACCCAUUAAAUUAUUUGGGAUUUCAGUAGUUUACAUUCAUACAAUCAUUAAUGAACUGUGAUAUAUCUUUAUUCGUAUAUUCAUGUUGAUUUUAUGUAGUUUGUUUAUUUUCAGUAGCUUUUUGCAUUUAAAAGAAAAAAAGUAAUAUUCAUUUUGUCACAUCGUUUAUCAAUUUGAUUCAUUUUUCUGUGUUGGUUGUUGUGAUAUAUAUAUAUAUAUAUAUGUAUGUAUAUAUAUAUAUAUAUAUAUAUAUAUAUAUAUAUGUAUGUAUUAAGAAAUGUCUUGUUUUCUUUGGAGCAAACCUAUUGUUUAAAUAAAUUUUUCUGAUAACUUCUAA